Messenger RNA from Paramisgurnus dabryanus, 1986 nucleotides. RefSeq names its product complement component 9 (gene c9). The record is from RefSeq and is a predicted model, not a curated record. NCBI's taxonomy places the organism in Eukaryota, Metazoa, Chordata, Actinopteri, Cypriniformes, Cobitidae. Gene Ontology annotation, molecular function: protein binding. Gene Ontology annotation, biological process: complement activation. Gene Ontology annotation, cellular component: membrane attack complex.
CAUUAACACUGAAUCAAUGCUUAAAUACAAGAGUACACAUUCAGACACAAACAUUCAAAGGACUGUCCAACACUUCACCAUGAAGGCUUUAGCUGUUCUGUGUGUAAUGCUAUGCAUUCUUUAUCAAACUAAUGGAAUAAGCAUAAAGGACCACAUGCAAGGGUCCUCACGGAAGGAACGGGACACUAAUGCCCCACCACCAGUGAACUGCAAAAUGGGUAAUUGGUCCGAGUGGACUCCCUGUGACCCAUGCACUAAAACCAUGUAUCGCUCUAGGGGUGUUGAGACGUUUGGGCAGUUUGCAGGAUUAAAGUGCAUAGAACCCAUUGGAGAUCGCAAACCCUGUAACCCUUCUUCUGAUUGUCGUAUGGACCCUCCACCUGUCUGCAAAAGUUCUGAAUGGCAGUGUGAAUCAGGGGUGUGUAUUAACAAAAAUCUGAAGUGUAAUGGAGAUUACGACUGCGGCGAGUCUGAUAUGUCCGAUGAGGACGAAUGUGAAGUCACCAGGCCACCUUGUGGCAAGUCAAUUGUAGUUGAGUCCUACAUAGCCAUGCAGGCUGGAUAUGGAAUAAAUAUUCUGGGAUCUGGACCUCGAAUGAAUCCCUUCAAUAACAAAGUCUACAAAGGCCAAUGCAAUCGCGUCAGGGAGCCAUCUACAAUGGAAUUUAACAGAAUACCCUGGAACAUUGGGGUUCUCAACUAUGAGACAAAAGUGGAAGAGACCAUUUCUAGGGAAAUGUAUGAAGACAUUCAUUCUUUAAUAAGAGAGAUAACUACUGACUCUACAACAACUUUUAACAUGGGCCUAAACUUCAAAUUUACACCAACUGAGCCCUCCAGUCAGUCUGAAGGUGGUGCUGGUGCUAAAGGUUCAGGUGGGGGCGUAAGCCUAGGUGAACUCUCAGGAGGGAUUGAUGUUAACACGGAAAACAGAAAUAUGAUCAAACAGAUCUCAGAAAUCACAAAUACGAAGAAAAAGGUCUUCAUGAGAGUAAAGGGCAAAGUGCAACUGGCCACGUACAGGAUGAGGCAGCGGCUAUUGGAGGUUUCUUCAUUGUUCCUAGAUGAUGUGGACGCACUGCCCAACCAAUAUGAGAAGGGGCAGUAUUUUGCCUUCCUGGAGGAUUAUGGAACACACUUCACGAAGAAUGGAAGGUCUGGUGGAGAAUAUGAACUUGUUUACGUAAUGAAUCACGAUGAGUUGAAAAAAAAAGAGAGUGCCGAAACCCUGCUGAAGAAAUGUGUCGAAGUUGACUUGAAAGCUGGCUUUCAGCUGGGACAACCCAACUUAGGAGGAGGAGGAAACAUUAAGCCAAAAGACUGUAAUGAACUUAUAACCAAGCCCACAGAUGAUGUGACCAAAAAAGGGAUCGUUGAAAAGGUGCUAAUCUCAGUAAAAGGAGGCAGUACGGAAUCGGCGGCAGCCAUGAGGUCUCAUCUUGCUCAAGAGGGACGGCUAGACUUUACUCACUAUAUACAAUGGGCAAAGACCAUCUCUGAUCUUCCUGCUCUUGUUUACAGUGAUCCUGAACCGAUCUACAACGCAAUCCCUUUGGACUUUCCCGAUGCUCAGCCGAGGCGGGACAAUCUCCGAAGGGCCCUGGAUGACUAUGUUGCUGAGUACAGUGUGUGUAAGUGUCAGCCGUGCCAAAACGGCGGCACUGUUAUCCAGAUCGAUGGAGAAUGUAAAUGCAUGUGCGUAGUAGGGACUGAGGGGGUCGCGUGUCAGACGAUUGAUGGGGAUCUAGGAAAAGGUAAGACAUUUGAACAGCUGGGGAACUGGGGCUGCUGGUCUGCCUGGUCUGCAUGCUCAGGAGGACAUCGCACACGCACGCGUACCUGUAAUACACAGGGUGUCCCAAAUUCACAUUGCAAAGGGGAUACAAAGAGUGAAGACUACUGUUAAAAAAUUGUACAAAAGUCUUUAUGUGCAAAUGAAGAAAAUCCUUAUUAAAAGAAUGCAUUAAACGCUUAUUUUAAACAAUA